Molecule: messenger RNA, 1445 nt
Organism: Carassius gibelio (silver crucian carp)
Lineage: Eukaryota; Metazoa; Chordata; Actinopteri; Cypriniformes; Cyprinidae
Product: caveolin-3-like
Exons: 2
Coding region: 235-687 (150 amino acids)
Biological process (GO): regulation of membrane potential; caveola assembly
Cellular component (GO): caveola
Molecular function (GO): molecular adaptor activity; connexin binding; transmembrane transporter binding
Source: RefSeq, a predicted model, not a curated record
AGUCAUCUUGAGCGAGAACGAGAGAGAGAGAGACGGGAGUCCCGGCCGGCGCAGCUGUCCCUAGCAUUCCUGACGUGUCAUCGGUCCACAGAUUGGAGAAUUAAAAGGGACUAGAGACUGUGCGGCCAUUCUGACAUUUUCCUUAGGUUGCUGACUUAGUUUGCUUCACUCUUCUUCCUUCGGAGACUUCUGCAUUACAUCUAUCCGACCAGUCUUGGGCCAGAGGCCCCCAAUAUGGCGGACCAGUAUAACACCAAUGAGGAGAAAAUUCUGAAAGAUAGUCACACCAAGGAGAUUGAUUUGAUCAACAGGGACCCUAAGCAGAUCAAUGAAGAUGUUGUCAAGGUGGAUUUUGAGGAUGUGAUAGCCGAGCCCGACGGCACCCACAGUAUGGAUGGAGUGUGGAAGGCCAGCUACACCACCUUCACCGUCUCCAAGUACUGGUGCUACCGUGUGCUGUCGGCCAUCUUUGGCAUCCCAGUGGCGCUGCUGUGGGGUUUCUGUUUUGCCUGCAUCUCCUUCUGUCACAUCUGGGCAGUCAUGCCCUGCAUUAAGAGCUAUCUGAUCGAGACCCAGUGCCUGAGUCGAAUCUACUCUCUCUGCAUCCAUACCUUCUGUGACCCCUUGUUUGAAGCUCUAGGGAAAAUUUUCAGCAGCGUACGGGUGGCAUUACGCAAAGAGGUUUAGUUUUCAAAUACAAAGUUUUCAAUGAUCAGUCCUUGGAGGAAAAAUGUUUUAUUUGACAAAUACUUAAUUUUGGAGUGUGGAUUUUGAAGUCACUAAAAAUGAAAAGACUACAUGAAUAAUAGAAUGCAUAUAUCCCCUGGAUGGUUUAUCCUAUGCAUUUUUUUUUUCUCAGUUAAUGUUAGAGGCUUUGGGAGCAGUUCAGGAUUAGGCCACCUGUUUGUUCAAAGAGACAUAUGAUGAAAAGCCUCUCCGACUGACAAUGGAGAAUAAGUCUUAUCUGAUAUCAUAGGGUUUCUAUCUUUAAGUAUGACAGAUUUAAAAUGGGAUGUUGCGGAGUAAGGUAUUUUUAUUAUGACAAUGUCAGAUAUAUUCUGUACAACUACAAAUAAAACAUUUAAUUGUAAACACAAAUAAAUGUUGUUUUGAGUUAGUGAUGAAGUUCACGCGAGCCAUUUUAUUUUUUUUAUACAUUUAGACAGUUGGGGUAAAUGUCCUCUAAAAAGUUCGUUAUAGGUUCCAAAACUUAACAUAUGGCCUAGAAGUGUGGGGUUUAAAAUGAGGGUAAACAGUUUUCUGCUGUUUUUGUUGUUUGCCCCCAAAUCUGACACUCAAUAAGACAUUGGAAAUAAGUUUUACCUUUAAACUGAUUUCAUGAAUUCACAAUUAAAUAUUUUUCAUUCAUUUUUUCAUUUUUAUGUUUUUCUAAAACCCACUUUUCCCUUAAUAAAUACCAAAUGGUUCAGCUGUCAAAAAUAUUA